Messenger RNA from Zeugodacus cucurbitae (melon fly), 1114 nucleotides. RefSeq lists its product as uncharacterized. The transcript is spliced from 2 exons. Lineage: Eukaryota; Metazoa; Arthropoda; Insecta; Diptera; Tephritidae. Bases 41 to 952 code for a protein of 303 amino acids. The record is from RefSeq and is a predicted model, not a curated record.
AAGUGUGUGAAUUCAAUUAUUGUGAUUGUUAGUUUUCAAGAUGUUCGCAAGCAGCGCAAAACAAGUGAUCAGCGCAUUAUUGGCGCUACAAAUUAUCGCCAGCGUAGCGGCACAAGCGCCGGUCAUAGUAAAUGGUGGCGACAUUGAGAUUUGGAAUGUUACCACCAAAACGGAAGACUACAUCCAGGAGAAUCGACGUCAAUACAAUGCGACGCUACAAAGCUAUUUGGAUGAAAUAAAUGGCAUAAAAGAAAGUCUUGACGAUCAAUUGUUGGUGUUGGAUAAACAAAAGGCACUGGUGCUCAGCACCAUACAGGAGACCAAUGAAAAGCUCAAUCCCUUGGAAGUGCUCAGUUUGCCGACGAAACAUUGUGUGCAGAAAUAUCGCGCCGAACUGCCGUAUGCCAACAUUGUCAAGGGCUUAAUUGAGAGCUGCAUCAGCAAUGCACGCAGUUAUGCCACAAGCAUUGUCAGCACACCCACCAGUUAUUAUAACACUCUGAACAAUUACUACAACAUUGAUUUAAAAAAUAAUCUGAACGCAUGCGCGAAAUCACAUGCAAAUCCCUCCUUGAAUCAUACACUCUGCGUCACAACAGCGAUCUCCAAGGCCAACACAUACACCAUAAAUAGUCGCAAGAACUUCGCUACGUCCAUCGAAUCGUCGCACUGCAGUUUGAGCAGUCGCAUAGAUAUCGCUGUGAGUUGUACUUACACGCAAUACAAUGCGGUUUUGACGUCGAUCGGCUCGGCUACACGCAUGAUCGACGAGUGCAUUAACGGUUAUCUGGAGAAUACGCAAUGUGUGAAUAACACCACCGUCGUCAAUUAUGGUUGCCCACAUGUGGUCUAUAUGGAGGUGAAAGAUGGCGCUCCCGCCAAUAGAACCGCUAAAAAUCCAUUGGAAGGAAUAGCGAGCAAUCAGACAUGCUUGGAAAUUAAAUUUGUGUAGAAGAGUCAACUGAAAGAGUAUCUAAUACCGUAGUAAUCCUGUGGUGUUAUAAAAGUGAGCUGAAAAUGUGUGUGUUUUCAUCAGUAUUGAAGCUUUAUGAGUUGAUAAACAAGUGCUUUAUUAAAAUUAAAAUAUAAUAAAAUCAUUCUAGUGCAAAAUUAA